Molecule: messenger RNA, 2425 nt
Organism: Paramacrobiotus metropolitanus
Lineage: Eukaryota; Metazoa; Tardigrada; Eutardigrada; Parachela; Macrobiotidae
Exons: 4
Coding region: 1168-1929 (253 amino acids)
Molecular function (GO): protein binding
Source: RefSeq, a predicted model, not a curated record
UAUAUGUAUGCGCUCUCAUGUGCCGUCCUCCGUGUAUGCUGGGGUCUCGAAGACUUGUUAAGUUUUUUAACCGCAUCCGCUGUCAUAUGUGCAUCUCGACACAGCCUAUGCUGGUGUUUAUCCCGAUUUUGCCCAGGUCGACCGUAUUUCAAUUUCCCUGCAAUCGAAUGUCUAACAUCUAUACUUCUAAUCCUUUCUUCUGUGUCACGAGAGCAAUAAAUCCCUUUUCAUCCGUCUAGUUUUUUCGUUUUCUCAUACAACUUUAAAAGGAAACGUGGGAAAGAUAGUUCGACACUUUAAAACUAUGAAUGCGACACCCUUGUACUUUCGUAAGCUGUUCACGGGUUCACGUGAGCUGAAUUACGGCAACACGGUGCUGGUACGACGUGACAACGGCCACUGGUGGUUAGGAUACGUUCAGGAUAUCGAUGGCCCGAACUUCUUCGUGGAUUUCGAUGCCCGUAGCAUCAGCGCCCAUUGGAUUCACUCAAGCCGUCUUUGGCACCAUUUCAUCGCCCGUGAACCAUCGGACCAAGGCUUCGCGGUUCAAAUUGCGCUGCGACGUACCCCUGCUGAUCCGAUGAUUUUCUGGCCGGGAACCAUUAAAGACAGUGAGACAGAGCCAUUCUACGCUGUAUGUCUGAGUGGAGACCUUCCUCCCGGGCUACCACGACAGCAUAUCGUACACUGGAAUCUCUGCGCCAAGGACCUGCCGUUGCCGGAUGACGGGGGAAGUUUUUUUGAUCGAUCUACCGGGUUUCUGUAUAAGAAACAUAUCACUGCCUUUCCCGAAGCUUCGCUGCUGCUCGACAUAGAUUUCCUUCAAAUGUUCCUGGCUCGCACAUGCCGACUUGUGUUGGGAAGCGGGAAUAAUAUUUGUGACGCGAACUGUUACUUUAGUCCACAGGUUUACGUGGACGAGGUUCAAUUCGUUUGUAAUUCCCACCAUCAGGAAUAUUCCAUCGGAGUGGGAUGUCGAAUGUUCGUGCGAUUGGGAGCUGAUGCGGUCAGUUUUGUCUGUGCUGAAAUGCUGAGUGAUGAAGACGGUUGCAGCAUGUUGUGGGACGAAGAAUCACUGAAAAAAGCAUGCGAUCAAUAUCUCGAAGAGAUGCUAGCAGUAUGUAGAGCCAACGGAUAUGGACACAGUUCCCCUGUACGCGCUUCCACAUGGUCAGCGCGGCCGGGAGUGACUGUCGAAAUACGCAAGAAAUGCCCAUCACCGAACUUCCGCAUCCGAUCAUGGCUUCUAUACUUCUCACUCUGGAUGUAACUUCCCAGUUUCGGAUGAGCAGGGUAUGUGCGCUGUGGAGAUUAAUCUAUCACCAGUACGUGAAUCAUCAGUACGUUCUUUUCGAUCUCGGCACAACGGGGGAUAAUAAGAUACCACCUGUUUUAUCAGAACACUCCGGUAAAUUUGGCGAUCUCGGCGAAGAUUGCAUUUUGCAUGCAUAUGCUGAAUUUGUCGCGUAUAAACUGGUAGCCAUGCUGGACAGCAUAUGUGUCCUGCGUACACAGACGCUGGCGCUGAUGCAAUCAAAGAAACACGUUUUUGGCGACCAGUUCGAUCUCUUCACAGUAGUGACCACUACCGAGACCGUAUUAGCCAGCAAGAGCAUCCGGAUGCCGAUGCUUAUUGUGAAAAACGAUAGCGACACCGUUUUCAAGCCGAGCUUCCUGGACAUCAAGCGUAAUCAUCGUAGCGGAAUAUGGGAGUGCAGUACUGGUCUGUCGAAGAUUAUGGCGGUGUGUGAUGAGUUUGUACUGAUCAACGUCACGGCGGAACACUUGAUCACCCAAGCCGCGAUGCGUAUGUUGCAGCGGGAUGGUGCAUCCGUUUCCUGUGUCCGAGAGCGCGCUGAUACGCAGAGAUUUGAAGGACAUUGUGCGAUGCCCCGUAAACAUUCCGUAUCUUCGCUUCCGCUCUGUUGAAACUCCUGCUGAGCAGGCCCGAAGUCUUUUAGUCGCGGCCAACGACCACUGUCCGGCCGUUAAUCAGCGGGUGUUUGAAAAGGUUACAACGAUGCAUGCGCGCUGGGUGAAAACGUUGGCUUAUCCGGAAGAGUGGAGUAGCAUUCGCGUUUUCCUUCGAAUAUUCAAUACUCUGAGCCCUGAUCACCUUACGCAGCGAUGGGAUACUAUGGACCUUCGCAAACUGGAUAUUGGGGCAUUAACCCCUGUCACCUUUGUGGCACUGGAUGGAUGCUUCGAAGACUAAAGCCGUUUUUGGAGAAAAAGGUUUUCAUGGCAUCACCAAUGCGACCAUCGUUUCGAUCGUGUUUUGUUUGUUGCAAUGGUAAGCACUUCAGCGCGAAGUGUGGUGUUCUGAGUCGAAUAAAAUGUUGCUUAUACACUUCUGUACAGGGAUCCCGCCUGUUAAUGCUCUUGAUCAUACUUUUUGCAUUUGAAACGGUUACAUAGAAGUUGU